ACUGAACUUCGAGUGGGACGAAGUUGUUUUGGAAAAUAAGCGACCGCCAAGAGCGUUUAGUCAACCGUAAUCAUGGCUGCUCGUGUUGCCGGUAUUUUUGACGAAAAUCUACGCAAUUCAGUCAAAUCAUGCAAACUUUUGGUUGUCGGCGCCGGUGGUAUUGGCUGUGAACUAUUGAAGAACUUAGUUCUAUCAGGAUUUGAGGAUAUUGAGCUGAUUGAUUUAGAUACCAUUGAUGUCAGCAAUCUGAAUCGACAGUUCUUGUUCCAAAAACAACAUGUUGGGCGCAGCAAAUCUGAGGUAGCACGAGAAUCUGCUUUACGUUUCAACCCCCAGGCCAACAUAGUUGCAUAUCAUGACUCAAUAACGAAGCCUACUUAUGGUGUCCCCUUUUACCAGAAGUUCACUCUGGUGAUGAAUGCUCUUGAUAACAGAGCAGCAAGAAACCAUGUUAAUCGUAUGUGCCUUGCUGCUGAUGUCCCUUUAGUGGAAAGUGGAACAGCUGGAUAUCUUGGUCAGGUUACGGUGAUCAAGAAAGGUAUUACAGAAUGCUACGAAUGCCAGCCAAAGCCAGCACAGAAAACUUUCCCCGGUUGCACUAUUAGGAAUACACCAUCAGAGCCAAUUCACUGUAUUGUGUGGGCCAAGCAUCUAUUUAACCAGCUAUUUGGUGAAGCUGAUCCAGAUGAAGAUGUAUCUCCAGAUGCGGCUGAUCCUGAGCAAGUUGGUGAUGCAGGACAGUCAGCCAUGGAAUCAGAAGCCAAUGAUAAAGGCAAUGUUAGUAGAGUUUCAACUAGAGGCUGGGCUGAAUCUCAAAAGUAUGACCCAAAGAAAUUAUUUGGAAAACUUUUUAAUGAUGACAUACAAUACCUCCUGUCAAUGGACAAGUUGUGGGAGAAAAGAAGGAAGCCAACACCUUUGCAGUGGGAUAAAAUACCUGAUUCAGAUAUUAUAGUUGAUGGUGAGGGAUUGAUCCAAGACCAGCGACCAUGGACAAUUUCUCAGUGUCGUGACAUUUUUGCAAAAGCUGUUGAGAAUCUUCAUAAACGAAAGCAGAGUCAACCAGAAGGUGAAGAUUUAGUUUGGGACAAAGAUGACAAGGACAGCAUGGACUUUGUAACUGCUUGUGCUAAUGUACGAGCUAAUAUUUUUGGCAUUCCUGAAAAAACUCGAUUUGAUGUCAAGUCUAUGGCAGGCAAUAUCAUUCCUGCCAUUGCCACCACAAAUGCUAUUAUUGCUGGGUUAAUUGUACUGGAAUCUAUGAAAAUCUUACAAGGACGUCUAAAUGAAUGCAAAACGGUGUACUUGAACAGACGUCCAAAUCCAAGAAAACGCCUUUUGGUUCCCUGUGUCCUAGAUAAGCCAAAUAAAAAAUGUUAUGUAUGCUCAGAGAAGCCAGAAGUUUGUGUUAGAUUGAAUGUUGAAAAGACAACAGUGAAGACACUGGAAGAGAGAAUACUUAAAGCAGCAUUAAAUAUGGUUGCUCCAGAUGUUGAGAUAUCCGAUGGCAAAGGCACCAUAUUAAUUUCUUCAGAAGAAGGCGAGACAGAAGAGAAUAAUGAUAAGCUUUUGAAGGACUUUGGUAUAAUGGAUGGAACUCGCUUGAAUUGUGAUGACUUUUUGCAAAAUUAUACUCUUACAAUCAACAUUGUUCAUAGUGAAAAAUUAGAAGAAGGAGCAGAGUUUGAAGUGCUUGGCAACCCAGAUGAACUGAAGAAGGCACAAGAGGAACAAGCAAAGAAAGAUGCAGAAGAAGCAGCUAAAAUUUCAAAUGAUGCAGGAGCUGGAGCCUCUACGAUGGUCAUGGACGAUGAAAAUGAUUUGGUAUGUCUUGAUGAUGAUGAACCCAAGAAAAGAAGAGCAGAUGAUGAAGGAACACAACCUAUCAAGAAAAUGCGAGUGGAUCCAACGGAUGAUGUUGUAGUGCUUUAAAAAUAGAACUGUUUGGUGUUGUGGACACUUAAUUUCUCUGUAGUGUACCGUUACGUGCACUGCAUUGCAUUACUUCCCUUGUGUAUCCCUACAGUACAAAGAAAUUUCUGAGGUUUUAUUUAUGUUACUACUGAGUUCUCUUAGUAACCUAUUGUGUCAAGGAAAAAGUGCAUUGUAAGUUUAGUGCUGAAACAAGGCUGCAACUUUUCUCUUUUAUAAAGUUAAGAAUCCAGUAUGGUCUUAUUUUUGUAUAGCAUUAAAAUUAAAUAUUU
Messenger RNA from Macrobrachium nipponense, 2204 nucleotides. RefSeq names its product SUMO-activating enzyme subunit 2-like (gene Uba2). Lineage: Eukaryota; Metazoa; Arthropoda; Malacostraca; Decapoda; Palaemonidae. Gene Ontology annotation, biological process: protein sumoylation. Bases 73 to 1932 code for a protein of 619 amino acids. The record is from RefSeq and is a predicted model, not a curated record. Gene Ontology annotation, molecular function: SUMO activating enzyme activity. The transcript has 13 exons. Gene Ontology annotation, cellular component: SUMO activating enzyme complex; cytoplasm.